UCUCCUCUCUGCUCCUCUUCUCUGCUCCUCCUCUCUGUUCCUCUCUACUGCUCCUCUCUGCUCUCUGGCUCAAGGAGAAUGGAGUCGUGGUUACAGCCGGUAAAAAUACUCCUGCUGCUCUUACAUCAGUGCUGGAUAUUUUUGGGAACUUCUCCCACUUGCGUCGUCGGAGCGGUUACUGGGGUGUCUGUCUCUGCCAGCUCUGGAUUGUCGCCUCUCUGUUUGUGCAGGGAGAGAGAGAGAGACAGACAGAGAGAGAGAGUGCACAGUGCGUCCUGAGGCGGCACACUGCGUCCUGAGGCUCCACAGUGCAUCUUGAGGCGGCACACUGCGUCCUGAGGCUGCACAGUGCGUCUUGAGGCAGCACAGUGCGUCCUGAGGCUCCACAGUGCAUCUUGAGGCGGCACACUGCGUCCUGAGGCUGCACAGUGCGUCUUGAGGCAGCACAGUGCGUCCUGAGGCUCCACAGUGCGUCUUGAGGCGGCACACUGCGUCCUGAGGGGGCACACUGCGUCCUGAGGCUGCACAGUGCAUCCUGAGGCUGCACAGUGCGUCUUGAGGCUGCACAGUGCGUCUUGAGGCGGCACAGUGCGUCUUGAGGCGGCACACUGCGUCCUGAGGCUGCACACUGCGUCCUGAGGCUGCACAGUGCGUCUUGAGGCGGCACACUGCGUCCUGAGGCGGCACAGUGUGUCUUGAGGCGGCACACUGCGUCCUGAGGCGGAACAGUGCGUUCUGAGGCGGAUCAGUGCGUCCUGAGGCUGCACAAUGCGUCCUGAGGCUCCACAGUGCGUCCUGAGGCUCCACAGUGCGUCCUGAGGCUCCACAGUGCGUCCUGAGGCUCCACAGUGCGUCCUGAGGCUCCACAGUACGUCCUGAGGCUGAUCAGUGCGUCGUUAGGCGGCACAGUGCGUCCUGAGGCUGAUCAGUGCGUCGUUAGGCGGCACAGUGCGUCCUGAGGCUGAUCAGUGCGUCCUGAGGUUUCCAUGUAACUAUGUGGAAGGAACACGUUGCAGAGGUGCAGCAGUGAGGACGGUAUUGAGAGAAACAGGACACCGUGGGGACUCUGGCACCAGAAUAACAGCUCGACCUGUAGUCUCUGUCGUCUCUGAGAGGACAUUGAGGACAUGGAAGGGACCGGACGCUUUGGUCCGGUCUCCUGGACGCGCACCGCCGUCCGGAGCGCUGCUGUGCGUCCGGCUGGAGGUCUGGUCGGGUUUGGAUAAUCUGUUUGAAUAAUUUGCGCUUCUCUUUACGCGCGACCUGAAGAACAGUUUGAGUUGUGAUGGAAACAUUUCACCUUUCCAGAGCAGACAUGGACACUUACAGAAUAGCUUGGCUACUAUAGCUUCUACUAGUUUAUCUCGUUAAGUUGUUAUUUUAAUGAUUUAUUUGGAGACAUGUGGAGCGCGUUUAUGAACGGUACCGGUACCGGUGGGGGGGGCUACGUCCCGGCUCCGGGAUGGGACUUUGUGCCGUGCUCCAGGAUGAGGAGGACGGAAAGAGGAAGGGGCAGAAGCCUCAGUCCGUCCAGGAGGAUCUCCUCUCCGCCUACCUUCACUCACAUCUACCAGUCCCAGUCCGGAGGACAAGCUGCAGCAGGGACACCGAUCCAAGAGGUCCUCAGGGGACAAAUGUGGCCGAGUCCUGAACCUCAGUCUCAGCAGCAGCAGCAGCAGCACACGAGGCUUAAAAAGAAACUUGAGGAUUUGAAAAAGCGACACGUGCAGGAUAAAGAAGAAUGGAUGCGCGAGAAGGAGUCGUUGUUGAGAGAAGUAGCUGACAUACAAGGAGGGGAGAACAGGAGGAUUCUGCUGGACCUGAAGACAGUGUUGGAGGAAGUGCAGGCGGAGGUGAAGAGAGAGGAGGAGAAGAGGAGCGAGCUCCAGCUGCUGUACACCAGAGACAGAUGUUCCUGGGAGCUGGAGAAGGCUGAGCUCAAAUGCAGGAUUGCACAGUUGGAGACUAGAGAGGGUGCCGGGUUGAUCGGCGGAGGGGUCCAGUCGGCAGCAGGUCCCGGCUCUGUGGCGUCACGGGGUGCUCGAGAGCAGCGCGGCGAGACGUCCACACUCCGCCGGGAGAGGGAAGAGCAGCGGAGGCUCCUGGCGGACACGCACUCGACAGCCAUGGACCUGCGCUGUCGCCUGGAGCACAAUGAGAAGGACUGGCUAAGGGAGAAAGCAGAGCUGCUGGAGAGGUUCGACGUGGAGAGGAGGGAAUGGGAAUGCCAGCUGAAGGAUAUGCAGAGGAAAAUAGAAGAGCUGUACUGUGACGUGAGGACCAAGCGAGGAGGGACCGGGCUGGACGGUGGGCAGCAGGACGCUGAUGAUAUCCUACACAGGCUCAGCAUACGCUCAACCAGCACCGGCUCCAGUCUGCUCAGUGACAACGAGCUGCUCAGCAGCAGCAGCCAGUCAGAACCAAUCAGACAUCCACCGUCGUCUGGUUUUGGUCGUAAGAGAAACAUCAGUGGCAGCGAUUGUGUUGGCAGAGAUGAUCACCACUCCACCUGCUUCCAAGCAGACAGCCUCCGUCAAUUUGAUGUUGGUGGUCGGUUCUCUCAGAAUGACCAUUCACAACCGGACCCGGUGGAUGAGUUAGGAUCCAGAGGCACUUGGCAGCAAGACUCAGUCACUGAUAGCGAGGGAGCUGUGGAUACUAUAGAGCUGGAUGCUAUGUUUCAUGGCGCUCCACAGAAAAAUGGAAAUGAAAGCAACGCUCAUGUUCGUCCUGAAGAAAGUCCUCUUUGGGCAGAGCUGAGUUACGGCAGCGUCAGGAAGAAGAACACCACUGCUCUCAAUGCUGCUCUGAAGGAGAUAGCCCGUGUGAGCGAGGAGCUUUGCAGCUACCAGGAUGAGAUCAGAAAGAAGAGUGGUGAUAAGAGAAAUCGAUGUGAAUCCCUGUGCUUACCCGAGGAAAACCAGAUGUUGUUCGGAUAUGAUAAAACCCACUUGGAGGUGGUUGAAGCUCCCUGCGACCUCAGCCAGAUUUACGAUGACCUCCGGGCCUUGGAGAGGGAAAACUGGAUCACCUUGUCGCCAGAUAACACCUGGCGGGCCGACAGAGGGCCGAGCAAAUCCUGGAGAACAAACACCGGCGAUCCAGACAGCUACAGAGAAGCACAGACGAGCCCCGGAGCGCUCUCUGACGGAGAUACAGCAGGUCCACCCGUCCCUCCCCGCUCCUCCUCCUGGAACCUGAACUCCCCCACCCAUCCAGACACAGAACUCUACAUCCCAGAAUCCCCCACGACAACAGUGAGGAAGUGCCACAGUCCCUGUGUUCUAGUGGACAAAAAGUGUAGCAGCCCAUCUAUUGUCAGGAAGUUCGAGGCCAUGCUGCAAGAAAACGAAGGCAAAGUGUUGAUAGACGGGGUCGUAUCAUCGUGCUCCGUUCCUGCUAACUCUGAGUGUAACAUGGGCUGCUGCCACAACCGCUGGUCCUGUGAUGCAAGCAAGUUCACCAGCAGUAAGCUGUCGACUUACGGGACUGUGCAGAAAAGCUUCUCUGAAGUCAACAUCUUGACUGCUGGAAAAGACUCGCGCUCAGAUUACUGCCCUGGUGUUGGGAACUUAAAACUCUGUGAGCUAGAAAUGCCUCCAACUGUCAAAGAGUUACCGCUAGAUUUGCUCUUGUCCUCUCUUGAAACACCACCCGUCGGCCCAAACCUGCAGGGCUCCAGAAGAAACAUAAUGCUGGAACAAAAAACAGCUGAGUUCAACAGAACUUUGUUUCAGGCUGAGAUGGGCCGCGGCGCAGAGGAACGGAACGGUGUUCCAGUAACAGAUGGCUGCUCGGCGGGUCGCCAGCCGGUCUCUUCAACGUGUGCAUCAGAUGAUCAGAGACCUCUGAGGGAGACACUUCAGACACAUUGUACUGAUGUCACCACUAGCGUCACGGGUGUACAUCCUGAAGUCACGUUACCUCUCUCCACCCCAAAUUCAACAGUUCAGAACCCCAAAGUCCAACCACGGCAAAUGAGAUGUGGUCCUGAAGGUCACGAGGUCAGGAUGGAGCCAGAAAUCCUUUCUGACUUCUCAUCUGAGCAGCCACAGAUUGGACUCAGGGAGGCAGCAACAAUAAGCUCUCCUCCUCCUCCUACACACCAUUCUGAGGUCAAGCACAAAGUUCACACAGCGAGCAGGAAAACACAACGCAGGGCAGCCACAGAGCCUCUCUUUACUGAGCCGGGUCAGAGCGUGGACGGCUCCAGCUCCAAGAAUGAGAACCCCCACAGAGCGAAGCCUCAGUCGGCCAGAGUUGCCGUCUCGCUCCAGCAGCCGUCUGCUGAGAACAAACAAAGAGCGAUGACCCAGCCGGGCCACCAGGCCCAGCUCAAGCACGCGUCUGUUCUCCCUUCCCAGUCGGACUCCUCCAGACCCGGGCCUCGAAUGAUGAACGAGCAUCCCUGGAAGGCCCUCACUCUGGCUGCGUACCCACGGCCCGAGGGAUCCAGGUCCAACUACGGGGCGGUGGAAAGGAUUCUGAAGAACUACGAGAGUGCAGCCCGGGCUCAGCAGAACCAGAACCGACCCAACGAGACGGCUUCAAGUCCUAACGUCGGCGUCGAGCAGGAAGAGACCGUCACACAACUGGACAUGCUGGACAUGGACCCUCUGCCUUUACCUCCCACUCUGAGACACACACAGACUUCACACACCUCACAGACGCACAGCACGCACGCACAGCUCAGCAGCCACGGCACCACGGGGCUGAAAGAGGUACAUCUAACAGUGCAGGAGGACGAAGAGACGUCCGUCUCCUCCUCCGUUCAGAAGAACUUCUCCAGGCCCGCCCGUCCUGCCAACCGCCGCCUCCCGUCCCGAUGGGCCAGCCGCUCCCCUACGUCCUCCUCCUCCACCUCCUCCUCUCCCUCCACCACCCCUCCAUCCUUCCCCCUCCACAAACACAGCUCCUCUUUUACCUACUCGCACGCCUUUCACAUGGAGACAGUCAUCAUUUGACCUCCACAUCACCAACGAGAAGCCUUCAGUGAUGACCUCUGAACACUGAAGGUUCCUCUUCAUUACUUCUGUACAUACCAGACUGCUCCUCCUCUCCUCCAGACUACAGAAGUGCUUUAGCUGUGAGUUCAUUAACUCACCUUUUAGAAUGUACGUGGCUUCCAGCGGAGCCUAAACUGACCAAGAAAAGGAUCUGAAUCCGCUUCUUUUAUUCAGCAGUAUGCUCCGAUGAACCCGCCAGGCCUCAGAGAACAGUGACAACAUCACAUUCAACACGUCGCUCAUUCAUUCAUGCCAACCAUCUGAAUGGAUGUCCUUCGCUCAGGUCUUGACUAGUGUAGCCUUGCAGAUCCACCAACAACAGACCCUCCUGUUCUGUAUUUACACCUUCAAAGUGAUGCUUGGUCAUAUUCACAUGAUCCACAAACUUCCAGCCAAAUGAAAUCCAGAUGAUGUAUUUAAUACUGUAUUUUGUGUGCUUUUUGCACAAAAUCUGAUGUUACGUACCCAAUAUGCAGCACGGUGGUGAAAUCAGAGAUGAAGGCAGUGGAGCAUCACUCUCUGUGUUGGUUUCUGCCUUCUUCAGUAUGACCUACAGUACCGGACUGUACCUCGCCUGUGACUAAAACAUUUUGCUUUACAUUCAUGGCUUUACGUUUUACAUGAUUACAGUAACGCACCAACGUGAAUGUGACUUCCUUUUAUAGAACUUUGUACCAAAGGCUGGUUUCUUUAUACGCUAUUCUCCUCAUUUACAAUUCAAAUCCAUUGUUUGUCUGUCAACCCGUAGCUGAUGUUUUCUGUUACACAUCAUUCAUGAGCGCCGGCUUCUGUGCAUAACAUAAAUAACGAUGCUUGGAAAAAAAAAAAAAAAGAUUAAAAAGCCUUUUUUCUACUUUUACUAAUUCUGAAUGGUCACAUAUCAGGACACGUUACUCAGCUGAGUAGUACAGUGUGUUGGGGUCAAAGUGGUGAAUCAUAUCAUGAUGAAGGUGAUGCCUUUGCUGUUCUUUUUGUGUAAUAAACAUAAGGACUUAAUGAUU
Sebastes umbrosus (honeycomb rockfish) is the source of this 6007-nucleotide messenger RNA. RefSeq names its product protein SOGA3-like. Gene Ontology annotation, biological process: regulation of autophagy. The record is from RefSeq and is a predicted model, not a curated record. Lineage: Eukaryota; Metazoa; Chordata; Actinopteri; Perciformes; Sebastidae. The coding region runs from base 1401 to 4964 and encodes 1187 amino acids. The transcript is spliced from 7 exons.